This is a messenger RNA of Entrophospora sp. SA101, 603 nucleotides long. The record is from the annotation of a GenBank genome assembly. Lineage: Eukaryota; Fungi; Glomeromycota; Glomeromycetes; Entrophosporales; Entrophosporaceae.
AUGGACCCAUUUGAAGUGAGAUUAGAAUUUAUAAGUCAUCUAAAAAGUCUUAAUGCAUCGCAACCUUACAUCAAAAAGUGUGUAAAAUAUGCAAUUCAAAAUAAAGGAUGUUAUGAAGAUUUAUACAGAUGUAUAUUGGAAGUUAUGGACCAAUCAACCAUCCUACCAAGAUUGAAUUUACUUUAUUUCAUUGAUGCUUUACUCGAGAGUUCAAAAUCUAUAAAUUUCAAAGGAUACAUUGAACUUAUUAAACAAGAUUUAAAUAAAUUAAUUCUGGAUGUUACAAGUGGUCCAAAUGGGAUCAUUAAUGUUAGUAACACUAGAAGAAUCUUAUUGAGUUGGAAGAAAAAAAGAUAUUUUGACAAGAAAAAUGACAUACUUAAACGAAUGGAAGAUGAUCGUGAAAGAUCUAAACAUGUUAGAGAAGAAAUUUGGCAAAUUGAUUAUUCAAUUCCAGAUUUUGAAGCUGAAAAGUUAUGGGAAUUCACAUCAGAUUUGGAUGAUGAUGAUUUUGAAUGGAUGAGAAUUCAAAAUAAAAAAUAUUUUCCUUGUUAUACUUGGAAAAAAAAUUUUGGAUUAAAAGAUUUUGAAAAACAGGAUUAA